UAGAUACCUAGGACACUUGAACCGACCGCUUAGUACUUAACAAUGGCAAGAGAAAUUGCAAGGAUUCUAAUCAUGGCCAUUGUGCUUGCUGCCGCUAUGAUGGUGGCGAGCUCUAUGGACAUCACCGAUGCAGACUUGGUGUCAGAUGAGUCCCUAUGGGCACUCUACGAGCGCUGGUGUGGGCAUCACAAUGUAAGGCGCGACCUUGAUGACAAGGCCAGGCGCUUCAGCGUGUUCAAGGACAACGCUCGCAUGAUCCACAAAUUCAACCAACGUGACGCACCCUACAAGCUCAACCUCAACCUCUUCGGUGACAUGACCGAUGAAGAGGUUGACCACAUACACGGCUGCUGCUCCGACCGCGUGUCGGAUGGCGGGAGGAGACACCAAGCCCGGUUCACGCACGAUGCGGUUGCCGUCCGCAGCAACUUACCAAUGUUCGUAGAUUGGCGGAUGACAGGGUACGACCAACGCCCGCCGGCAGUGACAAACGUGAAGAUCCAAGGAGGGUGCGGAGCUUGUUGGGCCUUCGCGGCGGCGGCGGCAGUGGAGGGCAUCAACUCCAUAAGGACCAGGAGGCUAACGUCAUUGUCGGUGCAGCAGCUCAUAGACUGCGACAAGGAAAACGUCGGUUGUCGUAACGGCAGAGUGUCAUCGGCCUUCAAGUACAUUAUCGACCACGGCGGCAUCGCCACAGAGGCUGACUACCCGUACAUUGCCGGUGAGCACGGCUAUUGCUUGGUGCCGAAAAGAAGGAACCCCUUGGUCACCAUCGACGGCUUCAAAUGGGUUCCGGAAAAUGAGGUCGCCUUGCUGCAGGCGGUGGCGACCCAACCCGUCGCUGUGUUGCUUGACACAAAGGGCUUCCGACGCUAUGGGGGAGGUGUCUUUAUGGGUCCGUGUGGUACGAAUCAGACUCACGGAAUGACGGUUGUGGGCUAUGGUACCACCGAUGAGCCUGACCCCGAGAGACGCAUAGAUUACUGGAUCGUAAAGAAUUCAUGGGGGCCAACAUGGGGUGAAAACGGCUACAUCCGUAUGGCCCGUGGUGCCGGUCCUGUCAACAAGGGCUUAUGUGGCAUCCUGGGGUUUGCGUUGUACCCAAUGAAAAAUAAGUAAGAAAGAGAACUGGUGUUAA
This is a messenger RNA of Hordeum vulgare subsp. vulgare (domesticated barley), 1138 nucleotides long. RefSeq names its product ervatamin-C-like. The transcript has a single exon. The record is from RefSeq and is a predicted model, not a curated record. The coding region runs from base 43 to 1119 and encodes 358 amino acids. Gene Ontology annotation, cellular component: lysosome. Gene Ontology annotation, molecular function: cysteine-type endopeptidase activity. Lineage: Eukaryota; Viridiplantae; Streptophyta; Magnoliopsida; Poales; Poaceae.